This is a messenger RNA of Tripterygium wilfordii, 1008 nucleotides long. RefSeq names its product ubiquitin-conjugating enzyme E2 2. Bases 198 to 656 code for a protein of 152 amino acids. NCBI's taxonomy places the organism in Eukaryota, Viridiplantae, Streptophyta, Magnoliopsida, Celastrales, Celastraceae. The record is from RefSeq and is a predicted model, not a curated record. The transcript has 5 exons.
UUUAACAGAGGAAGUUCUGCAAAACCUCUGGACCGGUUUCUGAUACCCAUAAAGGAAAUCUCUGUCUGCCUCUCUUUCUUUCGAAACCCAGAUGAAUCUGUCUUAGAUUCUUCUCUCAUCAGAAAAGUUAAGCUACAGAUCUAUCCUUCUCUUUCUACAAUUCCCAGGAGAGUGGGAGACAAGAAGAAGCAGAGAACAUGUCGACGCCAGCGAAGAAGAGGCUGAUGAGGGAUUUCAAGAGGCUUCAGCAGGAUCCUCCGGCGGGGAUCAGUGGGGCUCCCCAAGACAACAAUAUUAUGUUAUGGAACGCUGUCAUUUUUGGGCCAGAUGAUACUCCUUGGGACGGAGGUACGUUUAAGCUGACUCUGCAAUUUACAGAAGAUUACCCUAAUAAGCCUCCGACAGUCCGCUUCGUCUCACGAAUGUUUCAUCCUAAUAUUUAUGCUGAUGGAAGUAUUUGCUUGGAUAUUUUGCAAAAUCAGUGGAGUCCUAUAUAUGAUGUCGCUGCCAUACUCACUUCCAUCCAGUCCCUGCUUUGUGAUCCUAAUCCAAACUCUCCCGCAAAUUCUGAAGCAGCUCGAAUGUUCAGUGAGAAUAAGCGGGAAUACAACAGAAGAGUGCGUGAAAUAGUGGAGCAGAGCUGGACAGCUGACUGAGGACGUAUUUUAGUGCUCCGACAGCCCCUUACAUAGGGGCAAAAAAGAAGUGCUGGUGAUGGGCUCUUUUCGGGGACCUCCCGUUAGAUGUUGAUGUACCUUAUUUUGCUUUCACAUGCAUGGCUUGUAGAAAAUUUGUCUGCAAAACUUCAUUUCUGCCUCCUAGACAGCUAAGCUAAAACUUAUUUUUCAAUUAUGAGUAUGCUUUCUUUCAUAUGUGGUCUUCUAUAGCAUGUGCAUAAGAUACCAGUGGUGCUGGUUACUUGGUUGUGGUUGUGAGAAAGUGGGGAAAGUUGUUUGUAAUCUUUUUCUCAGUAUUUGGCAUAAUUGGUUGACAAUUUGUUCUCGUCAA